AACAAACAGCAAGCGUACGCCGCCGGGGGACAUCAAUGGUGGAGUACGCGUCCAUUCAGGGAACGGUCUGAGAGACCAUUACAUUUGCUUACAUGGAGAGCUGAAACUAAAUAUGAGGUUAACGUCCUUAAUGAUGUACAUAUCUUCGGUUCUGCUAUUUAUUUUGUAUGUAUUUACUGGAUUUUCUGAAGCUGCACCUCGCAUCAGUCCCUACGAUGCGUCGCCUAUCUCCAGUAAGCCGGGCUCAUCCUCCGACACCUGGAAGACCUUCCUCACCGACAUGCCUCGUUCUUUACCCGACAGCAGAUUCCUUCUCGGGCCUAUAGCUAGACUUACAGAGACGGCUUCGAGUGUUUCAAGCGGGCCGACGGCCACUAACAACCCUUUCUCUGAAACUGAAACCGUCUUCCAGCUUGGAACAACGGGGCCAAUAACCACCACAAGCGCUCCAGCCGUCCCCGAUACGGGAAUAAUCUCAUCCUCCAAGGAACAAAUAACAGCCACGUUUUCCAGAUUAAACAAACGAUCCAUCGAUGCUCAAACAUCACAUUUUACUCCGGAAAAAAUGCUGCAGACUAUGGUGUCCAUGGUUUCAGAGCGCACAGCCAAUGAUGCCUGGGCUGGAGAUAAUAUUGGUACAUCUUUUACCUCAAUAGAGAAUAGUCAAGAGGGCUCGUGUAACUGCAGCAGUGGCAGUGAGGGGAUUGUGGAGCCGGACGACUGCGACCAAAUCACCGGUCAGUGUGUGUGUCUGCCGGGCUACGUCGGCCUGCAGUGUGAAGACUGCGAGGAGGGUUACUUCACCAACGGCACCAGCGGCUGCCUGCCCUGCUCCUGCGACUCCUUCGGUGCUGUGAGCCAUCUCUGUGACAGCUCAGGGAUCUGUGUGUGUAAAACGGGGGUGUUUGGGCCCAAGUGUGACGAGUGCCAUCCGGGAUUCUUCCACUUCAGCAGCACGGGCUGUCGGCCCUGUCAGUGCAACAACCACACCAGCUACUGCCACCCACAGUCUGGAGUGUGUCUGAGCUGUGAAGGAAACACCCAGGGGUCCAAUUGUGAAGAGUGUAAGCCUGGUUUCUACCGCAGCCCAGAAGCCGCCCUGACCGAAGCCUGUGCCCCAUGUCCCUGCUCCAACUCCAGCUCUACCGGCACCUGUCACACCGAUUCCAGUGGCUCUCCAGUGUGUGACCAGUGCCUUCCCCGUUUCAGCGCCCCACACUGUGACAAGUGCAGCGCCGGCUUCUACAAAGUAUCUGGGGCUUGUGUCCCAUGUGACUGCAGUGGGAAUGCAGACCCUCAAGGCCCUGAUCAGCUCUGCCACCCUGACACAGGCAUCUGCCUCCGUUGCAUCAACAACACCGCCGGGCCUCAGUGCCAGCUGUGUGCCCCUGGGUUCGUAGGGGACGCCCGGGUGCACAACUGCACCCGUCUCACCCCCCGGCUCAUUCCAGCACCAGCAGCUCCAACCACAUCCCAGCCCCCUACAUCCAGUCCAUCAACCUCAUCCACAUCUUUCACCAGCACCACGCUGACCUCCACCACAGCCAGAAGAAUCCCAUCCUCCAAAUCCAGCAGCAACGCUAGCACCUCCCCGAGCAGCACCACCACCACUCAGGCCCUGCUCACCAGUCUGAGCAGCCCCACCGACAACACCACAGCCGCCCUGACCGAGGUCUCAUGGACGCAGUUCAACAUCAUCAUCCUGGCUGUCAUCAUUCUGGUGGUGCUGCUGCUGCUGGGCUUCGUGGGAGGCGUAUACACCUAUCGGGAGUACCAGAACCGCAAGCUCAACGCCCCCUUCUGGACCAUAGAACUGAAAGAGGACAACAUCAGCUUCAGCAGCUACCACGACAGCAUUCCCAACGCGGACGUGUCGGGCCUGCUGGAGGACGAGGCCAACGAGGUGGCGCCCAACGGCCAGUUAGCCCUCACCACACAAGGAAACUGCUACAAGGCUUAGAGCUUCACUCAUUCCCAAACCAGACACUUAGAUUUACAGAUGACACAAAGCUGCUGGAACGCACCAAAUCCAAAGCUCCUUUAUGUAUGACUGCUUGUUACCCUGCUCAUCUGCAGCGUUCGCAACACUUGACAAGCAAAAAUCAAACAGAUUUGAUCAAAGAUAGAGAAAAGAUGAAGAGUUUCCUCUUGAAACAUUUCCCCCCUUUUUCUUUUAAAUUUCUUUUCUCUUUUUUCAUGAAAUGGGCGAUCAGUGAAAACAGAUCCAAAGAAAAUCCAGUUUGUUUGAGUUGUGCCACUGGAGGGCACCGUUGUGCUGAUUCACGGGGUAAUCGUAGGAUGUGAGGCAGUUCAGAGCACUCACCUGUGCUGAAACAACGGUUAGACGACAUACAGGAAGGCCUAAGCAUAUUCAUUUAUUUUUACAUAUGGACUUUGGACAGCUUAAGUUAUAAACUGGAUCACUUAGUGCAGUGAUUUUACAAGCUGAGGACAAUGAUUGUUACUUUAAUGAAUUUUUAUUCUGGUCCCCCCUUAUUUAUUGGUUGACGAUUUCAUUAUCUUGGGGAGAAAUGCUGCACAUGUAUUGAGGGUGUUUAUUACAUGGUGUUUUAAUCUGGCGUGGCUGUUGAAUGGCAUUUUGAAUCGGCCAUGCCUGUUUCAUGUAUAGUUUGUGUGAUGUGGAGAGAGUCCCAGCAGAAGACAAAGACUGCUGGCACAACACAUUAUUGACCUCACCUUUUGUUUAUAGCUUCCUGUAUUUUGUUAAAGUGUGCCAGCCCCUAUGAAGUAUGUACGAGGAGUGUUUCUUUUAAAGAAACAACAGCUACCAUUUAUACUCUCACCAUCAGGCAGGGAAGUGACACUUUCUCGACUUGGCCACAAUUGUGUAAUCUAAUCUGCUCUUUGCUGCCUACCUCAGCAAACGAAGGACAAACCAUUUGAAAAUCCUUUUUACAUUUUAGUAGAGUGUGGGUGGCGUGACUCACACAACAGAGCCAUUAGGUGUCUGCAACAGUAUUCCAGUGUUGAUACUGUUGUUAUGGAGUCUACCAUGCUCUCUAACAACUUACACCAAGUUGCAUCAGCAGUGAGUUGCUAUAAAAUCAGUGCACUACACGCCUGAUUCCCGGCACAGGUCUCCCGUUAUCUGUGUCAUGCAGGCUACUGUUGGUUGGGUGUGUUUCUUUUUAUUAUGGUGAAUGAAUAAAGUUAAUUAAGGAACUAACUCCUCAGGUACUGGCUCUCUCCCUAAUGUGAUCACUGUAAAUAUUAUUAUUAUUACUGUACAGAUGAAUGUGAAUAGUAGCGCUAUUAUUGUACAGGUAGAAUACUGUGUGUACACUGUCACUCAGCAGGCUCCAACCCUUUCACUCUUCAGGCUGCGAUGUUGCAGUCAGACCACAGCUUUUUCUAUUGUUUUUAUUCCUUAUUGUAAGUGAACUUUGCCAUAUGAAGCUGCAGGACUAUGAAAGAAAAAAAAAUUAAUAAGAAAGAAUGAAGAUGAUGUAAAUAUCAAAAACUCAGAGCUCAACUCUCAAAUAAAAGUGGGUUUAACUGU
This is a messenger RNA of Melanotaenia boesemani (Boeseman's rainbowfish), 3520 nucleotides long. Its product is annotated as multiple epidermal growth factor-like domains protein 9. Lineage: Eukaryota; Metazoa; Chordata; Actinopteri; Atheriniformes; Melanotaeniidae. The transcript is spliced from 6 exons. Gene Ontology annotation, cellular component: basement membrane. Gene Ontology annotation, molecular function: extracellular matrix structural constituent. Gene Ontology annotation, biological process: axon guidance. The record is from RefSeq and is a predicted model, not a curated record. The coding region runs from base 113 to 1960 and encodes 615 amino acids.